This is a messenger RNA of Myotis brandtii (Brandt's bat), 317 nucleotides long. It is a transcript of the gene WFDC9, whose product is annotated as WAP four-disulfide core domain 9. The record is from RefSeq and is a predicted model, not a curated record. Lineage: Eukaryota; Metazoa; Chordata; Mammalia; Chiroptera; Vespertilionidae. Bases 30 to 296 code for a protein of 88 amino acids. The transcript is spliced from 3 exons.
ACUUAACCCAAACACACACAGAGACGACCAUGAAGCCCCGGGUUCUCCUCCUCAUCAUGUCCAUCUGUGGGGUUGUGAUGCUUCUGCCUGUGCUGGGAGGUGUCUGGAACUUAGCUGAAAUAAAAGAAAUUAAGCAGUGCUGGGUACAGCCUCCGUUACAGUUUUGCAGCGUAAGAUGCACUAGGGUACACGGAUGUUUAAAAUCAAAUUUUACAUGCUGCUGGACCUUCUGUGGAAACAUCUGCUUGAACAAUGAGGAACCCUAUAAAACACUGCUAAAGAAACCCAAUGUUUGAGCUGGCUCCUCACGAGUGGGG